AUGAUUUGCAAUAAUGACACAUUUAAGAUGUUUACCAUCAAAAAAAUAAUUUAUGAAAAUGAAAAUCAAAAAAUUUACUUAGCUAACAUUAAAGAUAAGUUCAAAGUAAUUGUACUUAAAGUUGAAAUUGAUGAUCAAAAAUGCCUUUAAACUUAAUACAAAAUACUUAACUUUUUAAAAUUUGUUUUGGGAGUGCCAUAAAUACUGAACUACGGUUUUACUGUUGAUGAAAAGUAUAUAUCAAAUAUAUUUGAGGUUUUAUUAUUCUAUAGACUAUUAUGAUAAAUCUGUUUCAAAUAUUUUAAAAUAAUACGGAACUUUAAGUCUAUAAUCAGUGUUAUCAAUAGGAUUAUCAUUACUUAGAAUUUUAAGUGCUAUUCACAGAUAAGAAAUUAUUUAUAGUAAUAUUUGUCCAGAAAAUAUUGUAUUUUCUAAAGAAGGUUUAGAUCAUGAUUCUAAAAUUCAUUUAAUUGGUUUUGGUUAAGCAUUUUUAAAAUAUGAUAAGCCAAAAAAAAUUUUAAAUAAAGACUUUUUUCCUUAUUAAUCCUGCUUAUCUCACAAUAAUCAUAUACUUUAUAAGAAGGAUGAUUUAGAAAGUUUGGGAUAUCUCUUAAUAAAAUUAAGAAAAGGUAUAAUUAUAUAUAAAAUUUGUAGGAACUUUACCAUGGGAAUUAUUGCCUCAAUAAUUGAUGAAUAAGAAGAAAUUUGAAUGUUUGAAAUCAAACGAAAUAUUUAAGGGACUUCCAUAUGAAUUUAGAUUGUACUUUAAAUAACUUGAAUAAUGUAAUGAUGAACCAAAACAUUAAUAUUUCAUUAAAUUACUAAAUGCAAUUAUGUUUAAAUAUUGCAAGACAACUCGACAUUGCAUUUAAGAACUAAAUUAAUUAACUCCAAUAUCUGAAGCUUCAGUUGAAACAAUAACAUCAAUAGAUAGUUUAUAUCUCUCUCGACGAUCUGCAAUGCUUUCAAAUGUGAGUAGUGUAAAUUUGUUAACGAAUACUGAAUUAGACUCAUCUAUUGAAGAAAAGCUGAAGAAAUUAGAGUUGAUAACUAAAUAAUAUAAAUUAAUCAGUAACUUAUGA
Messenger RNA from Paramecium primaurelia, 1082 nucleotides. The record is from the annotation of a GenBank genome assembly. Lineage: Eukaryota; Ciliophora; Oligohymenophorea; Peniculida; Parameciidae.